GGAAUGUUUUUUGCAGCUUGCAGUCCAAAUUCUUCUGUCUUGAGACAUGUCAGUGAGCGGUGACGAUGAUGAUCUCCCUACAUGCGAAUGUGGACAGACCAUGACCAUCGAAAAGGGCACCAUUCCGAUGUGGAGAUGCAACAUUUGUGAAGAGUUAAAGGCUUCUGUCCUGAAAUACACCUGCGCUUGCGGGCGCAGUGUUUGUGAUGAGUGUGCUUGGCUCAAUUGCGGUGAGGAGAUUGAGGAGGAAUGGGAAGAAGACUAUGAAGAAUGGGAUGAGUGCUGUGAAAUCGGCGCAUCUAAUUUUUGGAACGGCUGCGACCAGUACCAGCACCAAGAAGAGGAGCAAUGGCAAGAUUGGGACUGCGAAGCUUCACCGGAGGACUGGGAAGAGUACGGAGAGUAUGGCCAAUGGAAUGAGUACUGCGAGGUUGGCGCCCAGGAAUGGAGUGGAUGUGACCAAGAUGAUGAGGCAGUUGCGAAAUAUUCUGAUCAACUCCCAACCCUCCUCACAGAGGCCCAGAAGGCAACGCAAGAGCUCAAAGCAGCUCUCAAUUUGAAAGACUGCGAUGCCGCUCCCUGUGAUGAAAUAUGUAGAAAUUCUAAUGCAAUGCAUACGAGUGAAUCUGGAGACAGGCCGAAUGGUCACACUCCUUCUGAUUCGUUGUGAAGUGCAGAGUGAAAUUUAGACUCUGAAAUAGUUGUCACGAUUGCUGUGGCAAGUUUUCAGUGCGUAGGCAUUUGAAUCGAUAGGCCGAUGCCUGCCAGACAACUGCAGGUGUUUCCC
Molecule: messenger RNA, 787 nt
Organism: Cladocopium goreaui
Lineage: Eukaryota; Dinophyceae; Suessiales; Symbiodiniaceae
Source: the annotation of a GenBank genome assembly